UCAUUUUUGUAUAAAGGUAUGUGUGACUAAUAAUAUAUAUUAUAUAAUAUUUUUUGUAGCUUGUGUUGAAGAUCUCCGGGAAGAAUCGUCAGCAUGUUGUGCGUGAGCAAGAGCUAUUAAAGUUGCUUUCUGAGGAGCGGGUUGCCCAUAAGAGAUUGAUGAGCGAAGUGAUUGAAGCUCACACGGUCAGGGAGGCACAUGAGAGGGAUGCUCACACCGCCAAGUUAACCAAGGUCCGCGCUGAGCGGGAACACUACAUUGAUUCCCACCUAGAAGAGAUCGUUGAACGUUGGCUUAAAACUCUCGCCGGCGUCGAUAGACUUGACAAAGACGGUUUACUGUGCUACAAUUUGGGGGAAUAUACCAAACAACAAGAAAUUUAUGCUGUUUUGAAGGCCAAGCACGGUGCCUCAUGCAUUGUCGAUUGGGGGCUUCCCUUUGAGAUUCCUAACCCAGAGCCUGAGAAUGUCGACUCUUCUUCCAGAGUCGCUCCCUUGGGCGAGCUCCCUAGGGGUGCAAAUCCUGAUCACCCCAUAACUUCCGAAGAAGUAGCAAUGCUGGGGCUUUAGCUUGAACGAUCCCCUCUUUGACCAUCUCUAUGCCUUGGAGAGUGUUAGAGUUAGACUACCAUAACGUGGUCUGCAUGUUCUUUUUCUUUAGUACCUAAUUUGUUAGACCGUUUUUUGAAUUUCAAGCAAACAAUUAUCUUGACAAUGUAAUAUUUCCUUUUAAUAUCAUUUUUUUUUAAUAUUGUUACCUAUACGGGUGAUCACGUUGCACACUGCGCCCUGCUUAAACGGGGUGCACGCGGUCAUUUUUCUUUGAUGUAAUAUAUGAUGGUGUAGCGCUGAGCAUAGAACUCGGCGUCUCCCCCUCCCCAAACUUCUCCUGAUGUCGGAUAUGAGAACUUUGGUUCAGUAUGACGGUACCGCACAUUACUAGGGGGUUACCAACUUACCAUGGACAGCAAAAGGCACAAGUUGUCGGGGACUCCUCCUCCUUUGCUACGUUGUGCGCAUCUGUAACACCCCCAUUUUCCCUACCAAAAUAGUACUUGAAAUAAUAGAUUUAUUGAUAAUAAACUUUAUUUAUUCUAUCAAAACAGAUAAAAAGUUUUGCAGCGGAAAUAAUAUUAAAUGGGAAAUGGGUGUUACCGCCACAUCCGGUCAUCUCUUAACCGAAUGCACAGGCUAACCCCAGACAAAACAAACUAAAACUAGUGUUCAAAACAUAAGUAAAUUAAAAUGUUUAUUCUUGACUAAGUUUGUCUAAGGCAUCUCUAAACCGCUCUCGGGAAUCAAGCAAUCAUCAAUCAACAAAGCAUCAUCACCUACACAAAUAAAGUGCAGAAAACAAAACAAAGAAAAGAAAACAAAAAUUAGCUUUAGAGCUAAGUAAGUACUACCCAACCCCGUAAAAUAAUCAGGUUUGGCAAAAAUAGAUUUUUAUAUAAUACUAUAUAAAAAUAACACACUCCAUAAAAAUUCUCUUCUUCUUUGAUCAUCUCAAAAAUCACUUCUUCUCUAACUUCCUAGUAAUUUAGAAGGGCGGUGCUCAACCUUUCGACUGAGCCCGGUGGACCGUGGUUACGGACGACCACCCCGAACAAGUGCCGGUACCACAACUGCUCUUGCGGAAACGAAACGACUACCUUAAGUGUGCACACCCCCUAAAAGGGAUUCCAAGCCCUCCGAGUAGUAAGUCAUCUCGGGUAGUCGGGACUCAGUCUACCAACCACCCCACCUUUAAAAUUCUUGAAUGAUUAGGGACUACUACUAUAACUUCUUCUUUAAAAGGGAUCAUAGAUCCAAAUGUCACUUAAAACUUAAACUAUACUUCUUAGUAGUAGCAGCCUAAUCACCCUCCACAUUUAUCCGGAUGUGGAAAACCGACACCACGGAUUUCUCCCGGGUGCUCACUUCUUAUGAAAACGUAAAUUUUAUCUUGACUUUAGAUAUACUUCCAAAAAUAUUUCUCAAUCUCUGUAAUUAGUCUCAAUGGCAUUUAAAAAUAUUUAAUAUCCCAAAAGUACUCUUAAUUUAUGUUUCUCAACUACCAUUUAUAUAAUAUCUCCUCAAAAUCACAUACACAAAAUUCACAAUUCACACUUAAUCACAUAAUGCAUAAUAAGCAUAUAAUACGAGGAAACAAUUUUGGAUCGGCAGAGAAACUUACCUUAAAUCUGAUGCUCCUAGUUCUUCUCCUCUAUUCUUGUCUCAAAAUAAUCACCUUUUUAAUUAAGACGAUAUGAUCAGUCACUUAUCCUAUUUGCAAUAAUAUGUCCGAUUUCCCCCUCUUAUUUUAAUAUUCGAACAUAGGUUAUCUGUUAACUGUUAAUUAAUCACUUUUAUUAACCUUACUUUAUUUCGUAAUUUAACUUCUCACCUUAUCUACUCAUUUCUUUUAUGAAUUCGGUACUUUAGUUUAAUCUAUUAUUCCAAUAUCCGAAUUAAUUUACACUUAAAAAUGUCUGAAUUAUUUUCAUAAAAUUUUAGUACUAAAACAGCCAUUAAAUUAAUCUUCUCUUGUAAAAGAUCCGAAUUAUAAUCGUUAGAUUUUCAAAAUACUUAUUUGUAUUUUAUAACAAAUAUAUCCGAAUAAUAUUACUCAGUAAUCAAUUUUAGAAACAACCCAAAAAUUAUUAAUUUAACAGUUCUAAAAUAGUCAUAUAUCUUAAGAUAAUACUUAAAUCGUGUAUAUUAUUAGUAACAACUUAAUUGAUCCAUGAUUUUAAGUUAUGUAGUCAUCUCAACUAAGAAGUGACAAUUUCAUUAAAGGUAAUUAUUAUCAAUCUGGCCAUUCCAAAUCUUAAUUGCUAUCUGACAUCUUCAUUAACGAUUUCACAGGUUGUAAUCACCAUUUUUAAUAUUAUUAUUAUUAUCAAUAUUAUUAUAGUUACUAAUAUACGUUAGCCCAGUGAUUUAAUAUGGUUCGGCCAUGAAUGUUAAAUUCCCAUUUCAGUAAUACAAAUAAUCUAAUACCAAAGCAGAAGUUGAGAUCGUCAUUUUCUCCCCGUGAUACAGCGGACGAACGCCGGAAAAAUACGCAGGGAAGUUCACUUACCUAGUGGGCGACGGAUCGAGUUUGAUACGGUGGCGGUUUCCUCCCCUUGACGAGCAUCCCCCGACGGCACAGCGGCAACGGCGACGUGAAGCGGAAAUGGUGUAGUUGACUACGGCGACUUUCCCCUCCGGCGACGACGGUCUCUUUUCUUCUUCUCCGGUGUAAGUCACGUGUGAGCUGCUCCUCCGGCGAUGCGACCCGGACUCCCUUCUCCGGCGGCGAUAGCACCAACAAGUCCUUCUCUUUCCCUCUCUCUGUUCUCUCUUUCACAUGUUUUUCUUUCUUUCUCUCGCAGUGCAGCUCCCUUCGUAUAUAGUAUGUGAUGGUUCGUUUUGGUGCAGCGAGAUUGAUCGCAACUAUGUGUUUAUAUACCCACGAUUGAAGGUUCUAG
This is a messenger RNA of Cuscuta epithymum, 3454 nucleotides long. The record is from the annotation of a GenBank genome assembly. NCBI's taxonomy places the organism in Eukaryota, Viridiplantae, Streptophyta, Magnoliopsida, Solanales, Convolvulaceae.